AUGUCUACCUUAAAUAAAAAUAAUAUGGUAGAAUCAUCAUCUUCUGCAAGUUCAGUGGAGAAUGAUACAGAGUCAUCUCCUUUACCCUUUGAUGCUGCGGCUUUUCAAGAAAAUAUAAAUACUAUGUUUGUUAUGGAUAAUGAAAGUAAAAUUUUAUCAAGAAGGAAUUCAGAGGUUAUUUCAAUGAACCCAUCUGUAGAAUCUAAUGUUUAUUUAGCAAGGCAAAUUUCAAGAGCUCAAUCUGGUUGUCCAAAUAAUAAUAUUAGUGUUAACUCACAACAGCAGAUAAAUAGCUCUGGUGUUUCGGAUUUUACUUCAAGUACACCUCAAGAAUUCUCUCAUUCAUUAUCUUUGAAGCAGAAAAACGAGUUCCAAGUAUCAGAAAAAGAACGCUUAAUUAACACUUCAGCAGUUGACGAAAAUGAAUUUAUGGACGUAGACUAUUCAAAUACUCUCCCAAUGGGUGGAGACAGGCCUUAUCCACCUGCAUUACCUUCUAAAGAUCUUUAUGAAGUUACGUUUGAUGGUGCGGAUGACAAGUUGCAUCCUUUCAACUGGUCUAUGAAAGAAAAGACAAUUACUUGUGCAAUCUUAUGUUUAGAUUGUAUCACCAUUACAUUAGGUUCAUCUAUUUUUGCACCAGGUGUUACUCAAAUAUCCGAGCAGUAUGACAUUAUUACUGUUGUAGCUAUCUUGGGUAUAACCUUAUACGUUUUAGGUUUUGCUGCCUCUCCAGUUUUGUAUGCUCCAUUAUCAGAAAUAUAUGGUAGAAAGCUAAUUUUGGUAAUUUCAGGGUUUGGUUUUGCUUUAUUUCAAUUUGCUGUAGCAACCGCUGAAAAUUUGCAAACCAUUAUGAUUUGUAGAUUUUUCAGUGGGUUAAUUGGUGGUGCUCCAAUGGCUGUUGUCCCUGCUGUCUUUGCAGAUAUGUUUGAUACUAAUUUCCGUGGUAAAGCCAUCUGUUUAUUCUCUGCCUUUGUCUUUAUUGGUCCAAUUUUGGGUCCAAUCAUGGGUUCUUACAUUGUUCAACAUACUAGUUGGAGGUGGCUAAACUAUGUAGUAGGUUGCUUGGCUAGUUUAGUGUUUGUUUUACUAUGUGUUUUUGUAAAGGAAAGUCACCAUGCAACAAUCUUAGUUAAUAAAGCAAGAAAGAUGAGAAAGGAAACUGGUAAUUGGGGGAUUAGAGCUGCUCAUGAGGAUGCGGAAUUAUCACUUAAAGAGAUUUGUGAAACAACAAUCACAAAACCAAUUGUUCUUUUAUUUACUGAGCCUGUCUUACUAGUUAUUUCGUUGUACAAUUCAUUUGUUUAUGGUAUUUUAUAUCUAUUGCUUGAGGCCUAUCCCAUUGUUUUCAUCCAAGGGUAUGGUUUGACAGUUAACGGGUAUUUGCCAUACUUGGCCUUAAUUGUCGGUAUUAUCAUUUGUGCAGGUAUGAUUUGGUAUGCUGAUACUGAUUAUUCCCAACAAGUAGCUAAGCAAAAGAAAUUGUUGCCAGAAAGGCGUUUAUAUCCAAUUAUUAUUUCAGGUAUUGUUUUCCCAAUUGGUAUUUUAUGGUUCUGUUGGACUGGUGCAUAUCCUGAAAAGAUCCACUGGAUUUGUCCUACUAUUGCUGGUUCUUUCAUUGGGUUUGGUUUAAUUGGUAUUUUCUUGCCAUGUUUGAAUUACAUUAUUGAAUCAUAUUUAUUUAUUGCUGCUUCUGCAGUUGCUGCUAACACUUUUAUGAGAUCAACAUUUGGUGCUGUCUUCCCAUUGUUUGCCGGGUACAUGUUUAAAGGCAUGGGUACAGGUUGGGCCGGUCUAUUAAUUGGGCUGUUUGCAGCUGCUAUGAUACCUGUACCUUUCUUACUAUUGAAAUAUGGUCCAACCAUAAGAGAGAGAUCAAAGUACGCUUAUAGUGAAUGA
This is a messenger RNA of Henningerozyma blattae CBS 6284, 1899 nucleotides long. Its product is annotated as MFS transporter. The transcript has a single exon. Lineage: Eukaryota; Fungi; Ascomycota; Saccharomycetes; Saccharomycetales; Saccharomycetaceae. The record is from RefSeq and is a predicted model, not a curated record. The coding region runs from base 1 to 1899 and encodes 632 amino acids. Gene Ontology annotation, biological process: transmembrane transport. Gene Ontology annotation, molecular function: transmembrane transporter activity.